AUGCUACAUUUUCAACGGAGAUUUCUUUCAACGUAUGUUUUUCCCCGAUAUUUUACACAUUCUGAUAUAAAAUCUUUUCAGAAAAUUCACAUCAAGUGCAGAUGUCGUGAUAUGUGGAGGCGGAAUUUCGGGAACCUCACUUGCAUAUCAUUUAGCAAAACGUGGCAAAAAAGUGUGUCUAUUCGAAAAAGACGCAGUUGGAUGUAGUGGUGCAACUGGUUUAUCAGCUGGACUCGUUUCAGCGCCGAUUUUUUGGCAAGAUGUUGGAUUGCAAACAAUUGCGCAAGAAUCUAUGAAUUUAUAUUCGGAAAUGGCGAAAAGCAGCAAAUUCAGUGAGUUUUUUGUAUCAUGUUUAUGGAAAUUAUAUUUCGAUUAAUGUGACAAAAUUCAAAGAAAUUUUAAUUUUCAUCUUUAAUUCUUUUGCAUCAUUUGUCCCAAAUUUAGAAUACCUCAAAAUUUAGUUUUUUUGUUUUUAAAUUACCAACAUUGGAAAGAUUGAAUCCCAAAAAAUCUGACCAAUUUUAUUGAUGAAAAUGUUUCAAUUUAAGGAUUCGUAAAAUGUGGUCGAACAUAUUUUGCAACUUCAAUGACAAAUGAAAUAGUUCUUCGUCGAAUGUAUAGUCGAGGAAUUGUUCAUAACGAUAGUGUUGAAUUAAUUGAUUGUCAAAGUGAAAUGCUUGCAAGAUGGCCAUUUUUACAAACCGAAGAUAUUCAAUUAGCACUUUAUUCUCCAGAAGAUGUUGCAUUAGAUCCAGUUGCUUUGUGUCAACAUUUAGCAGCCACAGCCAAAGAUUACGGUACAUAAUAUUUCAUUUUAAAAAAAUAAUUAGAUUGAACAUGUUUAGGUGCACAAAUUUAUGAAAACUCAACUGUUUCCGAAGUGAUGUUAGGUGAUGAAGGACAAGUUUAUGGAAUAGAUACAACUCAUGGUUUUGUUGAAACUUCGAAUUUUGUUGAUGCAGCUGGAAUUUGGUCUGGAAGUCAUUUAAUUAAAUCAUUACCUCAUCAACAUGUACAAACUGCAAUAUAUCCUUGUACAUAUUCUUAUAUUCAUACUUCGAAAUUACCAACUGGUGCUGUUAUUGAUUCAACUCCUAGUAAGUUUUCUAUUGAUUUUAAUUAUUGAAUAUACUUAUAAUCAAUUUUCAAUUUAGUUUUCAAUGAUUUGGAUGCAAAUAUAAUGUUAAGAACAACAUCGUUCAAAACACUUGCUGCUGGUUUUGCUGAGGAUAGUAUUCGUCCACUUGCAAGACAAACAAAUAAUUCAACAACUUGGGUUCAUCCCGAACCUGAUUGGAAUAAAUUUGAUCCAAAUCUUGAUAAAUUAAUUCAUCGAUGUCCAAUGUUGGGAAAUGUGAAUCAUGGUGAUUUGAUUUGUGGAAUGGAAGCAUAUACACCUGAUAAAUUACCAACAAUUGGUGAAAGUAGUCAAGCUCGAGGUUAUUAUAUGAUGUGUGGAAUGAAUGGACAAGGAUUAUCAUUAGCUGGUGGAUUGGGUAAAUUAUUAUCGGAAAUCAUUUGUGAUGGAGUUGCCAAAACUGCUGAUGUUACACGUGUUGAUGUUGGAAGAUUUGUUGAUUUGCAUGCAAAUUCACAAUAUUUGAUUGAACGAACACCUGAAGUUGCUGCUAUGACAUACAGUAAUCUAUAUCAUUCCCAUCAAUGUCAUACGGCAAGAAAUUUGAGAAUGGCACCAAUAUAUCAUCAAUUAAAAGAUGCUGGAGCAGUUUUUGGAGAAAUUAUGGGGUGAGGUUUUUUGGAAAAAAAUCAAGUUGAUUGAGAUAUUUUAUUACGAGAAUUUGACUCGGAUUUUUGGACCAAGUUCAAAAUUUGCAAAAAAAAAUUGGCCGUUUUUUAAUCCAGAUAAAAUGUUAUUCCAGGUAUAUUUCCGAAAAAAAAUGUUGAUCUGAUAAUAUUCCCAAAUUUUAAAAUUCUAUAUCUAUAAAAUUCUAACAUUUUAUUUUUGAGAUAUGAAAGACCAUUAUGGUUUGCGAAAUCAGCUCAAAGUCACAAAAAUGCAUUAAUGCGUGGACAAGAUACUCUAAUUGGUAAACCUGAAUGGUUUGAUCGCGUUGCUUCAGAAUAUGAAGCUUGUCGUGAAAGAGUCGGAUUGAUUGAUAUGUCUUCAUUUGCAAAAUAUGAUAUAACUGGUCCAGAUGCUUUGAAAUUCUUGCAAUAUCUUUGUUCUGCAAAUGUUGAUGAACCAAUUGGAACAACUGUUUAUACUGGAAUGCAACAUCAACAAGGCGGUUAUGUCACAGAUUGUACAUUAAGUCGAUUAGGAGAUAAUAAAUUCUUUAUGGUUGCACCAACAAUUCAACAAGAAAGAUGUUUAGUUUGGAUGAAAAAAUGGGCUGAAAAAUUAGGAUCAAAAGUUCAUGUGCAAGAUGUUACUGGAGCGUAUACAGCACUUGAUUUGAUUGGACCAUCUUCGAGAUAUUUAAUGCAAGAUGUGACUGGAUUAUCAAUGACAAGCAAUGAAUUUCCAACAUUUAGAUGUCAAGAAAUAAAUAUUGGAAUGGCAACUGGAAUACGAGCAAUUAGUGUAACUCAUUGUGGUGAACUUGGAUGGGUUAUUUAUAUUCCAAAUGAAAUGGCACAAAAUGUUUAUGAUAAAGUAAUAUCAGCCGGACAAGAAUAUAGUUUACAACAUGCUGGAUAUUAUACGUUGAGACAAUUAAGAAUUGAAAAGUUCUAUGUUUAUUGGGGGCAAGAUAUUAAUGCAACUGUUACACCUGUUGAAUGUGGAAGAUUAUUCAGAGUUGAUUUCAAGGUAAUUUUUCAGAUAUAUUUUUUAAUAUAAAGUCGCAGGAAACAGCUAGAAAAAAAGUCAACAUUUUCAAAUAAUUUUUCACAACUACAACUAAAACAAUUGUCAUAGAAAGAGCUUCUAAAUCUUCAAUUUUUCAGAAAGAUUUUAUUGGAAAAGCUGCACUGGAAGAACAAUUGGAAAGAGGAGUUUCGAAACGAUUUGUUCAAUUAUUAAUCGAUAAUCACGAUAAAGAAACAGAUCCAUGGCCACAAGGAGGUGAAACUCUUUAUCGAGAUGGAAGACCGUGUGGUUUGACAACAUCUGCUGCGUAUGGAUUUACUCUUGGAUGUCAAGUAAGAUUUUCCCAAUAUUUUGAAAACUCAGAAUAAAUUUCGAUAUUUAUCUUAGGUUUGUAUCGCUGUAAUCGAAAAUAAGGAAUUUGGAGUUUCUGCAGAGUUUAUAAAUCGUGGAUCUUAUGAAUUGGAUAUUGCUGGAAAACGAUUCGCUGUUCGAGUCAAUUUGCAUUCUCCAACUUUGCCGAUGAUUUCAUCAGAACAUCCUUUGCAUUAUAGACCAACACAAUAG
Messenger RNA from Caenorhabditis angaria, 3337 nucleotides. The record is from the annotation of a GenBank genome assembly. NCBI's taxonomy places the organism in Eukaryota, Metazoa, Nematoda, Chromadorea, Rhabditida, Rhabditidae.